Messenger RNA from Diabrotica virgifera virgifera (western corn rootworm), 909 nucleotides. RefSeq names its product N-alpha-acetyltransferase 80. Gene Ontology annotation, biological process: protein acetylation. Gene Ontology annotation, cellular component: cytoplasm. Bases 196 to 819 code for a protein of 207 amino acids. The record is from RefSeq and is a predicted model, not a curated record. The transcript is spliced from 2 exons. NCBI's taxonomy places the organism in Eukaryota, Metazoa, Arthropoda, Insecta, Coleoptera, Chrysomelidae. Gene Ontology annotation, molecular function: N-acetyltransferase activity; acetyl-CoA binding.
AUCGCGUGGGCCAUCUACUUUGAUGACACUGUGCAGUGUCAAAUGGAGGAGUAAAAAAAUUAACAUGUUUGAAACAAGAGAUUGUUAAGUAUUUAUCAUGAUAAUUAAAUUUCAAUUGCUUUAAGAAGACUUAACAACACUAAAAUAUACAACAAAUAAAACGAGAACAACAUUGCAUCAAAGCAAAUACAAAUUAUGGUGUUCACGGAAACUAAGAUGAAUUUGGAAGUGGUGUCUGUACACAGACAUCCAGAAUACCUGAUGGAUUGCUGCAAACUUUUAAACCAAGAAUGGAAGAGAUCAGAUACAGCUCGCUUGCAUAGCUUACAACAAUCUUGUGAUACAUUACCUACCUCACUGGUUCUUCUUAAAGAUAAACUCGCUAUUGGACAUCUUAAAUUAUCCAUAAUUCCAAGCAUUCGAACUGCCUGUUUUCUAGAAUCAGUAGUGAUAGAAAAAAGUCUUCGAGGAAAGGGUUAUGGCUCAAUUUUAAUGAAGGAAGCAGAAACGUUUUGUAGAAGUUUAGGAUUAGAUAUGAUAUAUUUAUCAACGAAAGGCCAAGAACAGUUUUACCAGAAAUUGGGUUACAGUCAAUGCGCCCCUGUUUCUAUAUAUGGAAGUUUUGUGCCCAAACUUUCGGAAGUGCCAAAAAAUAUAAAAAAUAGCAAUUUAAAGUUGACAUCGACGCUUACAAAUGAAAUUAAAAACAGUUCUCUCCCGCGGCUCGUCACUCCUCUCGCUCCUCCACCACCACCCCCUUUACCAUCAAUAAACAGCAUCACUAAAACAAUUGCUACUUAUAUGAACAAAGAGUUAUAGCUUUAAGUAUCAGAUUUAUAAACGUGUAUUUUUUAAGUGAUUGUGCUUUAUGAAAGCUUUGUUGUAUUUAAUAAAUUUAUUUUACAAUUG